This is a messenger RNA of Diaporthe citri, 1365 nucleotides long. RefSeq lists its product as uncharacterized. The record is from RefSeq and is a predicted model, not a curated record. The transcript is spliced from 4 exons. NCBI's taxonomy places the organism in Eukaryota, Fungi, Ascomycota, Sordariomycetes, Diaporthales, Diaporthaceae. The coding region runs from base 1 to 1365 and encodes 454 amino acids.
AUGGGUUUCCUCAGUCUUGGUUACCGUCGACCCGCCCGGGUGGACCAACAUCGACAGUCUCUCGACUCCACAGACGAGUCCCUCCGAUCUGGCAGUUCUGGUGCCUCAGCUGGUAUCCCGGCGGCCCUGACCUUCGACAAGAUACUCGAUGGUGGCACCUGCCCGCCAUGCACCAUCCGCGACUUCAUGAACUACCUCAUCUAUGUCGAGAUGUCAGCCGAGAACCUGCAAUUCUUUCUGUGGCACCGGGACUAUGUUCAGCGCUUCCAUAGCGCAACCACCAGUGAUAUAGCCCUCGCUCCUGAGUGGUCACAGGAGGAACAGAACGAGACGUUCAACAAGCUACAGAAGGAGCACCGUGAUGGUCUCAAGCGCGACCCGGCUGCCACGGCCGCCAUCUUCAAGGGAACGGAUUUUGAGAAGUCUGGAACCAUGAGCCCUUCAACCAUCGACAAGCCAGCCCCCAUCUUUCCAAGUAACAACCCAUUCAACACACCGCCGCGUACGCCUAAUGGUGAUACCAUGUCGAAUUUCACGGGCCAGAACGCGAUGACCUAUCGCAGCCAGGCCCAAGAGGCGUUUGCGUCGGCGGGAACCAAGGCGCCUUUCACCAUCCAGCCUUUCCGCGAAGAGAUCGACCGUGUGAUAGCAACAUACGUGAUGGAUGAUGCGCCGCGACAACUAAACCUCUCGGCGCGUGAACGAAAGCAACUGCUCAUCGCACUCAGCCACACUACGCACCCAACAGCGUUCCGCCAGGUAGCAUGGUCGGUGGAGAGCACACUCCGAAUGCAGGCACACCCGAACUUUAUUAGAUGGAGUAUCUGCAACGGCAACACCGCGCGCGUCAAGUUCGCCAACCUGCUCGGGGCGUUCCUGAUCGUGGGCUCCCUAGCGGCGUUCGUGCUCCUCACGCUGUCAUCAGUGCCGCGCGGCUUCCGGGCCAUCCCGGCCGUGGGCUUCGUGCUGGGCGUCAGCACGCAGGUGGCGGCGCUCAAGGGCAUGUGCGUGGUCCUGCACGGGAUGCACCACCGGCACGUGCGGCCGUGGGAGCUGUUCGUCGACGAGGAGAUGCUGGACGACAUGUCCUCCACCUCCGGCGGCGACGGCAAGCCCGCACAGCACGGCAAGAAGUCGUUUGACAGCUUCGGCAGCUCAAAUAGCUACGAGGACGAGCCGUGGGUUGUCAACUAUCAGAAGCGCAACAUCGUGCGCAAGGUGUUUGACCGCGAGGUGUGGAUCCAGGAGCCCGCCCUGAGGAGUAUUCAGGACACCAUCUUCGUGCAGGCUGUGCUUCUGGCGGUGGUGUCUGCCGGGGCGCUGACGGCUGUUUUUGUGUGUGUGCCCGGUGGGUACUUUUAUUGA